Messenger RNA from Myzus persicae (green peach aphid), 1941 nucleotides. RefSeq names its product PHD finger protein 7-like. Gene Ontology annotation, cellular component: nucleus. The record is from RefSeq and is a predicted model, not a curated record. Bases 560 to 1558 code for a protein of 332 amino acids. The transcript has 8 exons. NCBI's taxonomy places the organism in Eukaryota, Metazoa, Arthropoda, Insecta, Hemiptera, Aphididae.
UAUAUCGAGGGAUAUACCUCUCGCCCACGCCCCGACGCUAAAAUAAAGAUAUUUACACGACGACACACGUCUCCCGGGACCGCCCACCACCACUACGACAAGGGGCAACAUCAACAGACACCGACCGUAUUAUAGGUUAACCCUGUACACCACAUUUCUGUUGUUUACUGUUGAGCAUCCGUAACGACUGUAACGAAAUGCGUUUUCAUGCACCUGCACCUGGCAUUUUCUUCGUGUAGCCCGCCAUAUUUCUGUAUUCUUAACAGUCAACACUCGUCCGUGAUUAAAAAAACGUUUUUUGUUCACACUCCAAACAAGUGACAAGUCAUUGAACGCAAUAAAACUCGUCACUGUUAGGCGACCAUCGAGGUUUUUAAAAAGUAGUGACCACGUUACGACGUCCAUUAGCAACAGUAAUUGGUAUUCGGAAUCGGGUACUGUAAGAACUGAAGCAGCAUCGUACUGUUAUUUUACGUCCUCGCCGUCAGAGCAAUCGAGGUUUCUAAACGUGGUACAGACAGGGAAUUAGCAGUACUGUGCUAAUAUUUACCGUUCACUUAUGGCAUCGUUUACUAGGAGGCGUAAUGGAGUGGCACGUAGGCUAACAGCUUGUGAACCCAUACCCACAAAUGUGUGGGUAGAGCUGAGCGCUGUUCAUAAUAAAGCUUGUAUGUUAUGUGGCCAAAAAGAAAUCAGUGAACAGUUAUAUGGCAAGCUCUAUCAGCUUAAUGAUAUUAUUGUUCAUUACUUUUGCCUUUUAUUAUCUAACACCGUUCAAAAUGGCUCAAACAAUGAGGGGAUUUGUGGAUUUGUAUUAAAAGAUAUUAAAAAAGAAAUCUUACGAGGAUCUACAGAAACUUGUGUUUACUGCAAUGAAAAGGGUGCAACUAUAUCAUGCUGUGGAGUAAAAUGUCAAAAAGUGUUUCAUCUUCCUUGUGGAUUAAAAAAUGAUUCAAUGCAUCAAUAUUUUCUUUCAUUCAAAUCAUUUUGCCAAAAGCAUCGUAUACCGCAAAUCAUAGGUUCAUCUGAGUUACAAAAUUCUACUCCUGCUCAAUGUGCUAUUUGUAAGCUUGCUGUUAAAACAUCUCCUUCACCAACUACUAUUUUUGCACCCUGUUGUGACCAAAAAUAUGCCUGGUUUCACAGAGAAUGUGUCCAGGAUCUGGCUUUAGGGCCGGAUGACUUUCUCAAGUGUCAUAUUUGCAAAGAUGAUGAAAAGUUAAAAUGUAAAAUGCUCAUUCUUGGAAUAUAUAUUCCAUCACGUUCUCUGAAAAAAUUGAACCAUAAAAAUAUUGAUUGGGAUACUUCUCCCUAUGCUUGGGAGGACCUUAUGGUAAAGCAUUGUACAUGCAAUGCUGUGAAAUGCUUAUAUCCUUUUCAAAAUCAACAAAUACCUCAGCGUGACUCUCGAGCAUGGGAAAUAAUAAUGUGCCGUGUAUGUGGUUCAAAUAAGACUCAUAGAUUAUGCAGUUUUCUCAAAUGUUCAGAAGAAUGGGACUGUGUAGCAUGUCAAGCUGUUCCAGAUAAUGCAAAAAGGACGACAAAGAAGCGGAAAUAAAAAUUACCCAUUAAUGGGAAUUGUGGUAGUAUUUCAGCUAUUUAUGACUAUAAAGAGUUGUCUCAAAUAACAUAAUGCUUUUUCCUUUGUUUAAUUUUAAUAGUUUCUACCAAAUUUUAAAUAUUGUAAUUAUAAUUACUAAUUCAGUUAAAUAAAAAUUGUAAAACACUGUCAUAACUACUUAUAAGUAACUUAAGUUAUGUUAUUUCUUAUUUUUUGUAAUCUUUUUUUUUUAUUGAAUAUUUUUUUACUAAGGUUUUGUUCAAAUUAUUACAUUACCCACUAAUUACAUUACGUACUCAAUGUUAUGUAGUACUAAAAAUAUAAGUAUGUAUUAUUAUGUUACAAUAUUUUAAUGAAUGAGAAAUUGUAAAUAUAUAAAA